AACUGUCUCAGGUUGUUAAGUGCUGAGGUGUGAGAGCCGCUCUGUAAAGGGGCGCACACUAAUUCAGAUAUGCUGUAACCGCGGCGCUGCACAUUUACAUUCAGUUUUUUUUUUUUUCCUUACAGGAAAAGAGCAAACAGUUCUUCCACGAUGGCGCUUUUGGGUUCUACCCAUACAGCCACGUAUACUCGCCCAGGUAUGAAGUCCACUAACUUUCUACCUGCUAUUUCCACAAUGGCUUCCAGCUACAAGAACCCCCACUUCAUCCUGAGCCAGAGCAUGUACCUACCCUGGAGACCCAGCUCGUACUUCAGAACAGCGUCUGCCGUUCCCAGUAUCGGUGUUACCUCCAGAAUCUCCCCGGAUCUGAUCCAGGCCAAGGUCAGCAGCUUUCCUUCUAACCGCACGGCCCUGUUCGCCCGCUACACCCCUGUGGACUGGCUGAAGUCGAACCACAACAACUACAUGGAGUCUGAGUCUUCGAGGCACAGCGCUGAGAGGCUCCGAGUGGACACCGCCCGUCUCAUCCAGGACAAAGAGCAGCUGACCAGAAAGACCCAGAGCACCACCAGCAGGAACAUCGGGGAGCGGCUCAACGACAUCGUGUUCUGGAAGUCCGAGCUGAACCACGAGAUCGAGAACAUGAUCGGGGAGACCAACGCCCUGGCCGAGGUGAAGAAGAGACUAGAGAGGGCCCUGGCUGAAACAGAAGGGCCUCUGCAGGUCGCUCGGGAGUGUUUGUACCACAGAGAGAAGAGAAUGUCCAUUGACCUGGUCCAUGAUAAAGUGGAGAAAGAUUUAAUUCAGGAGGUUGAAUCCAUCAAGGGCUGCCAGGAGAGAAUGAGAUGUUCUCUGGAUGCAGCCAAUAGCCAGCUCGCGUCCAACAGAGCAGCCCAACACGAAUUAGAUAGAGACAUCAAUGACAAACUGAUCGCGCACAGGAUUGAUGACAAGUGCCAUUAUCUCAGAAACACCUCUGAUGGCAUCAGUUACUUCCGUGGGGUGGAGAAUAUCGAUGCAACAGUUUCAGUGCCCGAGUCCUGGGCCAAGUUUACGGACAAUAACAUCCUCCGCUCCCAGGCUGAGCGGGCUGCCUCAGCCAAGCUGCGCCAUGACAUCGAAACUCUUCUCAACACAACAUCUAACGAGAUGUGGAAUCAAUUCAACAACGUCAACGUGGCUUUUACCAACCGCCUGUCCGAGGUGGCCGAUGCCAAGAACAAGCUGCAGAUGCACCUGGCUAAGACCCUGCAGGAGAUCUUCCAAACCGAAAUGCUCAUUGAGGCCCUGAAGAAGGCCAUCCGGGACAAGGAGAGCCCUCUCAAAGUGGCCCACACUCGUCUGGAUGAGCGCACAAGGAGGCCCAAUGUGGAGCUGUGCCAGGACUCUGCUCAGCUUCGGCUGGUUAGUGAAGUCCGUGAGAUUGACGACACUAUUCAGAGACUGCGGGAGAGGCUCUGGGAGGCAGAGAAGACCCUUCAGAUGCUGGUCAACACCAAAGUGACCCUGGAGCAUGACCUGUCCAUCAAGGCUAACUCCCUGUUCAUCGACCAGGAGAAAUGCAUGUCAAUGCGCAAGAGCUUCCCCAGCACCCCCAGGCUGGUGGGCUACACAUGAAGGGUUGCAUUCCAAAAAGGAUUGUAUUUUGAAGAAAAGGUGUAUGGCAUUAAAUAUAUAGGGCACUUUCAUGCUAAAAUGUGAUGAUUAUUUUUAUUUUAUCCCACAGCCCCCUCCCCCCUCCCCCCCCCCCCUGGGGUUCUUGACUUGAUUUUUACACUACAAUGGUUUCCAUCCCAUAAAACACAUGCUGUUGCUUUGUCACUUAAACCUUGCUGUGUCACCCUUUUCACAGAGUGCAGCUAGUCCAUGAAAGCACUGCAUUUACAUGAUGACUACUUUAAUUAUGACUUUUUGUUUACGGACAAAUUAGUGGUGAUCUGCCAUACAGUACCCUGUAAAUUAUUCUGUAUGUGUGUGUGUGUGUGUGUGUGUGUAUGUGUGUAUGUGUGUAUA
Molecule: messenger RNA, 2013 nt
Organism: Polyodon spathula (Mississippi paddlefish)
Lineage: Eukaryota; Metazoa; Chordata; Actinopteri; Acipenseriformes; Polyodontidae
Gene: tekt3
Product: tektin 3
Exons: 8
Coding region: 151-1617 (488 amino acids)
Biological process (GO): cilium assembly; cilium movement involved in cell motility
Cellular component (GO): nucleus; microtubule cytoskeleton; sperm flagellum
Source: RefSeq, a predicted model, not a curated record